CCCGCCGCUCGCUCGUAUUGCGCAUGCGGCGGUCGGUGAGCGGCUGGGCGAUGGCGGCUUCUUCAAGUGGGGAGAAGGAGAAGGAGCGGCUGGGAGGCGUCUCGGUAAUGGCAGGCGUUGGCAGUACACGAGAGCGGCUGCUGUCUGCGCUGGAAGAUCUGGAGGUCUUGUCGAGGGAACUUAUAGAAAUGCUGGCAAUUUCAAGAAAUCAGAAGCUGUUACAGCUGGAUGAGGAAAACCAGGUCUUGGAGUUGCUAAUUCACCGAGAUGGGGACUUUCAAGAACUAAUGAAAUUAGCACUUACUCAGGGAAAAGUUCACCAUGAAAUGCAAGCCUUAGAAAAAGAAGUAGAGAAGAGAGACAGUGAUAUUCAGCAACUGCAGAAACAGCUAAAAGAAGCAGAACAGAUACUGGCAACGGCUGUUUACCAAGCAAAGGAGAAACUCAAGUCAAUAGAGAAAGCAAGAAAAGGUGCUAUCUCCUCAGAAGAAAUCAUUAAAUAUGCACAUAGGAUUAGUGCAAGCAAUGCUGUGUGUGCACCACUGACUUGGGUUCCAGGAGACCCUCGGAGGCCGUACCCAACUGAUUUAGAGAUGAGAAGUGGAUUGUUGGGUCAGAUGAACAACCCUUCCACAAGUGGUGUGAAUGGUCAUCUCCCAGGGGACGCCCUGGCAGCAGGUAGACUGCCAGAUGUCCUUGCUCCACAGUACCCGUGGCAGUCAAAUGACAUGUCUGUGAACAUGCUACCACCCAAUCACAGCAGUGACUUUCUGCUGGAGCCUCCUGGGCACAACAAGGAGAACGAAGAUGAUGUCGAGGUUAUGUCAACGGACUCUUCAAGCAGCAGUAGUGACUCCGAUUGAAGAAGGCGUGUGGCAGCACACCGACCAACUCCAGUGCUGUAGAGAUCUGUCCCAAGGGAAAUGCAGACCACAGACCGCUGGUUUUCUAUGUCAUUUGCUGGGCACAUGUUUGAGGAUUAGUCAGAAUUCCUGUUGUGUUGAGUUCAUACUUAGCAGCUCUGGAAAGGAGACUGAAGGAGAAUGACACACGACUCUGGGAUUACUUGAAAGGGCUGAGCCAGGCAUGGAGACUCAUACCUGUAAUCCCAGCACCUGGGAGACUGAGGGAUUGCUGUGUGUGCAGGGCCAGCUUGAGCUACAUAGUAAGCUCUGAGCCGUCAUCAGGGCUACAGAGCAGCCCUGGCCAGAACAAAGGCUGUGGAGUGUGUGGUAUUUCAAACAGAAAGUGCUCACUUGAAAGUAGAGUCGGCUGCUUUUGCGGCGACAGAACUGUCACUAUUUUAGGUGGGGUAAAUACUGUAAUUUGUGUAAAUAAACUUGCUUUUCUUUGUA
Molecule: messenger RNA, 1355 nt
Organism: Peromyscus eremicus (cactus mouse)
Lineage: Eukaryota; Metazoa; Chordata; Mammalia; Rodentia; Cricetidae
Gene: Med4
Product: mediator complex subunit 4
Exons: 7
Coding region: 24-863 (279 amino acids)
Biological process (GO): regulation of transcription by RNA polymerase II
Cellular component (GO): mediator complex; core mediator complex
Molecular function (GO): transcription coregulator activity
Source: RefSeq, a predicted model, not a curated record